AUGCCGUGCUGUUGCUGAUCAGAUUACUGUAGUGAUGCCGGCAGAUACACUCUCUCGCUGCUACCAAAAACGUGCGAGCUUCGCGAGGACGCGACGGUCAGCUAGCGUCCAGUAAGACACUAGCAAUCUCUCCUGGUUUUGCAGACGGCGCUCUCGCAAGUAAUCCCAGCACCGCCCGUCGGCUGCCCCCGCGUGCGACGUACCACCGAGGAGCAUACUAGUUGCACAUCACACCGCGCUGCUGCCCGACGCGCCUCGCGGCCAGAACCAAGCUCAAUCCUAGGCUGCCCCCGGGCGCUGCAGGCAUACCACCGAGGAGCAUACUAGCUGCACAUCACACCGUCGCGCUGCUGCCCGACGCGCCUCGCGGCCAGACCCAGCUCAAUCGGCGCCACCAUGCCGACGCGCCGCCUCGUCGCGCUCGCCCUCGCGGCCGGCGCCUCCGCCGGCUGCGACGUGUGCAGCAAAGAGCUCUAUGACGGCCGGUGCGGGCCCUUCGAGCGCGAGGCCCGGGGCAGGUGGGCCGACUGGACGACGCUGGCGCCGGACGUGAGUUGCCUCGAGGACGUGUGCUGCGCGCUGCACGAGGACGACUGCUGCGAGCCGGCCGCGGGCCCGAUCGCCGGCCUCGUGAUCGGCGCCGUCGUGCUGUUGGCGUUCGUCGGCGGCGCGUGCCUGCGGCUCUGCGGCCUCGCGGGAGGCAGGGACGCCGAAAGGUGGAGUUUACGCACGUCUGGCCACUGCUUCAGGAACGGGCCGAACCCGAGCCACGUCGGUUUAGUGGCCUUCGCGUGCGGCGUGGCGUACCUCGUGGCCCUCAUGCCCCUCCGGCACUGGACGAGCUACAAACUCGUCGUGGAGGUGAACCUGGUCGGGCGUCUGGAAAGCCGCGCGAGGUUCGACCUGUGGCACGGGGCGGUGACGACGAAGAACGACUACCUCGGGGAUUCCAAGGACGAGGACGCCAUCCUGGCGGACCCCGAGGAUUGCAACGACGGGGACCAAUUUUGCAAGUCCCUCGUCGAGGCGAACAACGCCGCGCAGUCCUUGGUCAUGGUGGCGCUUGUCCUGGCGUCGGUCGCGUGCCUCGCGAUCGCGGGAUGGAAAUUCUGCUGCGUCGGCGUCGACGGAGAACCGAACGUCGCCGCCUGCGACAAGAACGCGAACGCAUUCGCGGUCGCCUCCGCGCUGCUGGCGGUCAGCGGGGCCGUCGGCGUCGCGGGCGCGACCAACUACAAGUUUGCGAUGAAGGACGCGUUCCUCGACCUCGCCGACGCAUCGCGCGAAAGCGGGCCCGUCGGCAUAGGCUCCGAACCCUGCAGAGCUGGCUGCGCCCUGUCCAUCGUCGCGGGCGCGUUCGGUAUCAUCGUCGGCGUGCUCGGCGUGGUCCUGCACGUUUACGGUGUCGUCGUCGAGGCCAGGCCGGCCGGCGCCGAGAGUCCGGUGGGCCCGAUCACCCUGGGCGGCGUGAAGAUCGAUCUAGCACAAGAGGACGUGUGCUCGCCGCGCCGCGUGGACCUCGUGUACGCGCCGCUCGCGGCCUGGUACAACGCGACGGGGCGCGCCGCGCUGCGCGCCAAGCACGGCCCGCUCCCCGCGACCGCCGACGCUUUCUACCAGUGGCCCACGCGCAACGCGGUCGUCAUGGCGUUCCUCGACGACCAGGGCGUGCCGCCCGCCUUCUAG
Molecule: messenger RNA, 1686 nt
Organism: Pelagomonas calceolata
Lineage: Eukaryota; Pelagophyceae; Pelagomonadales; Pelagomonadaceae
Source: the annotation of a GenBank genome assembly